This is a messenger RNA of Indicator indicator, 406 nucleotides long. It is a transcript of the gene MZT1, whose product is annotated as mitotic spindle organizing protein 1. Lineage: Eukaryota; Metazoa; Chordata; Aves; Piciformes; Indicatoridae. Bases 1 to 219 code for a protein of 72 amino acids. Gene Ontology annotation, cellular component: centrosome; gamma-tubulin ring complex; interphase microtubule organizing center. The record is from RefSeq and is a predicted model, not a curated record. The transcript has 3 exons. Gene Ontology annotation, biological process: mitotic spindle assembly; gamma-tubulin complex localization; microtubule nucleation by interphase microtubule organizing center.
AUGGCGAGCAAUGCCGCCAACCUCAACGCGGUGCGGGAGACGAUGGACGUUCUGUUGGAAAUUUCAAGAAUAUUAAACACUGGCUUGGACAUGGAGACAUUGUCUAUUUGUGUGCGGCUUUGUGAACAGGGGAUAAAUCCGGAAGCAUUAUCAUCUGUUAUUAAAGAGCUACGUAAAGCUACAGAAGCUCUAAAGGCUGCUGAAAAUAUGGCUGGCUGACAUGGGAGAAGAUUUUUAUUUGAGAAACACCAUGUUAAAGUUAACAGGCUUUGAAGAUUGCUGUUAUGCAGAAAAGCAAAAUAAGUUUAUGUGCAUAGGCUUCAUAAUAUUGCUGUAAUCUUCUUGAAAAGGAAGGCGUAUAGAAUAGCUUGAAAAGUUUUUAUAAGUUCAUCAAUAGUCUCAUUAC